AUGGAAAACUCAUCAUCAUCUGCUAACUCGUUCAACGAUGGAUACACCCAGAUGGAAAAUCCGAUUUGUCGCUGCAGGAAAGUGACGACCAUGGCGAAAUCAUGGACUGAUGAAAACCCAGGAAGAAAGUUUUACAAAUGUGAUACACAUGGGUUUCUUUGUUGGGCUGACAAGGAAAAGCCGUUUGGAUGGCAGAAGAUUAGCUUGCUUGAGGCGAGAGAUCAGAUUAGGCAACAAAAAGAACAACUCAAGGAGCUUAACGAGUCUCUCCGAGCAUGCAAUGACAAAGAUCUGAAUGGAGCUGAUUCAGGUAUGAUGAAUUUGGAGAUGUUUGAGAAAAUUGCAGAAGAGAAGAGAAAACUUGAAAUUGAAGCGAUGGCCUCAAAAGAGAAGGAAAAGCUUUUACGCCAAUUCAUUGUGAUAUCCUGGGGAGGAUUCAUUGUUGUCACAGCGAUGAUCCUAACAAUGGCUAAGAAGUAG
This is a messenger RNA of Eutrema salsugineum, 480 nucleotides long. RefSeq lists its product as uncharacterized. The coding region runs from base 1 to 480 and encodes 159 amino acids. NCBI's taxonomy places the organism in Eukaryota, Viridiplantae, Streptophyta, Magnoliopsida, Brassicales, Brassicaceae. The transcript has a single exon. The record is from RefSeq and is a predicted model, not a curated record.